This is a messenger RNA of Ipomoea triloba (trilobed morning glory), 3054 nucleotides long. RefSeq lists its product as uncharacterized. Lineage: Eukaryota; Viridiplantae; Streptophyta; Magnoliopsida; Solanales; Convolvulaceae. The coding region runs from base 1 to 3054 and encodes 1017 amino acids. The transcript has 4 exons. Gene Ontology annotation, molecular function: catalytic activity. The record is from RefSeq and is a predicted model, not a curated record.
AUGGAGAGUGUGCGGGUGCGGCUAAAAUAUGACAAUUGUUUUACCGUUGAAGCAGUAGGUAGGGGUGGAGGGCUCGCUAUUUUAUGGAACGGGGGUCUCGACGUAGAGGUGAAGGGGUAUUCGAAUCACUAUAUCGACACGGUUGUUUCGGCUCAGGGGUUUCAACGCUGGAGGUUUACGGGGUAUUAUGGCAGUUCGGAGAGACAGAAUCGGCGUCACUCGUGGGACCUGUUGAGGUAUUUAGCUUCAAUUAAUAAUUUACCUUGGGUUCUUAUGGGGGAUUUUAACGAUAUAAUGUUAGCAACGGAGAAAGUUGGGCGGGUUCCUCAUCCUGAAUGGUUGAGGUGGGGUUUUUGUGAGGCUGUGAGAGAAAGUGGGUUAUCUGAUUUUGGGUUUGGGGGGUGUCAAUUUACUUGGGAGAGGGGGAGAGGGACAACACAGUGGGUUAGAGAAAAGUUGGAUCGAGUGUUGGUUUCUGGGAAUUGGCGUGAUGUUUUUCCUAUGGCCAAAGCUUGGUCGGUUGAGGGUACAAGUAGUGACCAUUUGCCUUUGCAUUUGUGUACGAAUUGGGGAGGAAGGAGGAGUGUUGUUCGUCGAUCCCGGUAUGAAAAUUCAUGGGGGAAAGAGCAGGAGUGUAGGGAUUUGGUGGAGUCGGCGUGGUACCGUGAUGGUGCGGCUCCGAUUAUGGAUAGAAUUGAACGGUGUAGUCGGGAGGUGUGGCAGUGGGGGAGGAGGAGAAGUAGCGGUGAGAGGGAGGAGCUUAAGAGAUGUAAGAAGAGGAUGGGGGAGCUGCGAAAUACAGGGGACAGAAGGGGUGUGUGGGAGUUUGGGGAAGUGCAGCGAAAGUAUAUGGCUCUUGUUCAAAAUCAGAGUGAUCACUGGCGUCAACGGGCUAAAGAGCUUUGGAGGAGAAGGAAUCAGAUAGAGGGCCUUCGAAAUGCUGAUGGAGAACUGAUAAGAGAUGAACGCGGGAAAGCCGACAUUAUGGUCGAUUAUUUCCAAAGUCUGUUUUCUACAGAGGAGGGAGAUGAUCGACCUGUGCUUGAAUGUCUGACCCGUCGAAUUUCAGCAGAUCAGAAUGCUUCGCUGGUGAGGGAGGUUACGGUCGAUGAGGUGAAAGCUGCAGUGUUUGGGAUGCACCCGGACAAGUCCCCAGGGCCUGAUGGGCUGUCUCCAGCGUUCUUCCAGACGCAUUGGAACGUGGUGGGCGAGGAGGUGGUAAAUUUCUGUAAACUUUUUCUUCUAACCGGUCAUAUGCCUGUUUGUUUAAAUGACACUCAUAUUGUGUUAAUUCCGAAAAAGAGUCAUCCUGACUUGAUGUCGAAUUUCCGUCCUAUCUCGUUAUGGAGAACAAUUAUUGAUAAUAUCCUGCUGGCCUAUGAGUCGAAUCAUGCGAUGAAUCGUGUUCAAGGGGAUAGGGGUGGUUAUGGGGCGUUAAAAGUCGAUAUGAGUAAGGCAUAUGACCGAGUAGAGUGGGGGUUUUUAGGGCGGGUUAUGGCAAAGUUAGGUUUCAGUGAGCGGUGGGUGGCUUUAAUGCAUGAGUGUAUUUCUACAGUUCAGUAUCGGAUUCUGGUGGAGGGGAAAGAGUGGGGGCCUAUUAGUCCGGCUAGGGGUUUACAGCAGGGGGAUCCUUUGUCUCCAUGUUUAUUUAUAUUAGUAGCCGAGAGUCUUAGCGCCAUGUUAAGGGUUCAGGAGGUAGAGGGUGGUUUGCAGGGGGUGAGGGUGGCCCGGGGGGCUCCACGUAUUUCUCAUCUAUUCUUCGCGGAUGAUUGUCUUUUCUUUUUUAGGGCAAACAAUCUUGAAGCGGGGGUUAUUAGAGAAGUUUUAAAGGAGUAUGGGCGGGCUAGUGGGCAACAAGUGAAUUUUGCGAAAACGGCUAUCGUUUUUGGAAAGAAUGUGGGGAGAGAGGAUAAGGAGGCUGUUUGUGAAUCUCUUGGGAUUACGGAACAGCAGGGUGGGAGGAAUAGAAUUCAUUACUGGGGAAACCGGUUUUUGUCGCGAGCUGGGCGUGAGGUUCUUCUCAAGACAGUCGUACAGGCUAUUCCAAACUAUGCGAUGAAUGUGUUUUUGUUACCUAAAUCUAUGUGUGUUGAGAUGGAGAGACUCAUGAAUGCAUUUUGGUGGGGAUGUGAGGGGCGAGGGAGCAAGGGGAUUCGGUGGAGUUCGUGGGCUGACUUAUGUCAACCAAAGCAGUGUGGUGGAGUGGGUUUUAGGUUAGUGAGGGAGAUGAAUUUGGCAAUGCUGGGUAGACAAGGCUGGAAUUUUUUGCAUAAACCAAAUUCCUUGGUGACUCGUGUUUUUAAAGCUCGUUACUUUCCAAAUUGCUCUUUCCUUGAUGCAAAGCCGGGGUCGAAUCCUUCCUUUGUUUGGUCGAGCAUUCGUGAAACUCAAAAUCUGUUAAGGGAGGGAGUGAGGUGGGGUAUUGGGAAUGGAGAGGGUGUGCGGGACUGUGCUAGCAUUAUGAGUGUUCCACUGCCCAAUUGUGUUUCCCCUGAUUUUCUGUUUUGGAGACGUGAGUCGAAUGGAUUGUAUUCGGUGCGUAGUGCUUACCGAAGUCUAACUGAUAUGGAUGUACUGAAUAGUGGCUGUGAAUGGACUGAUGUGUGGAAUUUAAAUAUACCGCCUAAGAUUAAGUGUUUCUUUUGGACAUUAUGCACAAUGCGUCUCCCUACUAAAGAUGUUCUUCUGCUGAAACAGGUUCGGUGUGAUCCGCUUUGCGCUCUUUGUGGAGUGGCGGAUGAAACUGCUAUGCAUGUGUUUGCUAAUUGUAAUUUUGCACAUUUGUGUUGGCAUGUUAUCGAUCCAGAUUGGGAGUUGAGUGAAAUGGAAUCUAUUGGGCAGUGGUUACAGAAUAUGUGGAGGCAUUUAUCUCGGCAGAUGGUGGAAAAGGUGGUAGUAAUUUGUUGGGCUUUGUGGGAAAAUCGCAAUAACUCUGUUUGGCGCCAGCAGAUUAAGGAUCCGAGAACUAUGGUCAUGCAUGCUUUUCUAUUUUUGGAAGCGUGGAAAAAGGCUCAGCAGCAUCCACAUGAACACACUGCUUUUCGUCAGACUUGA